Molecule: messenger RNA, 2121 nt
Organism: Parasteatoda tepidariorum (common house spider)
Lineage: Eukaryota; Metazoa; Arthropoda; Arachnida; Araneae; Theridiidae
Cellular component (GO): chitin-based extracellular matrix
Molecular function (GO): structural constituent of chitin-based larval cuticle
Source: RefSeq, a predicted model, not a curated record
CUGGUGUUUAGUGAAAGUGAAAUCGGCCUAUUUAGGCCAAAAUGUAGGGCAAGCGGGGUUAUAAAAGUGUUUGCGUUUAAUCAAGGCACUUUUGUCUCCUCCCAUGUGAUAGACAUGAUUGCAAAGAUUAUAUUUCUCUCCGUACUUACCACCAUUGUGGUGUGCAAUCCAAUCGAAAGGUUAGGUGAAGAAGAUGACAUUCCUGUAUACACUGAAAAAGUAUCCCCCGGUAAACCAACAAAACCAGCAAGAGUGCCACGUUUUGAAUCUAAAAAACUCUCAUCAAGUUUAAAACCAGCUUCUUAUCACCAAUCAAUUGUUCCAAAACCAGAAAACCACAGACCAGAACCCGUUUCAGUAAGGCCUGUUCAAAGGGUACCCAAUCAUUUACCGAAUUCUGUAGUUGAGAAUGAAUAUCCUAGAUUGAAACCGAAGAGAGACUACAGAGCACCUAAACAAGCUUAUUCUGCUCCGCCAUUAGGAGUCCAAUAUGACGAUGAAGUACCAAAUGAACAUGGUUUAGUUCAUGACUAUGCACCACGCAGACACCAGAGUCCAUCAGAAUACGGUACAGCAGCUGGAAACGCACCUAAAUUAAGAUAUCUACCGGCACCUCAAAGAUUGGAAGUAGCUCCAGCAACUCAUAAUUCUGAGUAUGAUUCGGCUCCUUACGAUGAAUCGCCUCAACCUUACAUUUUCGGAUAUGAACUGAAGGAUGAAAGUGGUGCUACUCAGAGUCGGAAAGAGCAAGGAGAUGAUUACGGUAACAAAAGAGGAUCCUAUGGUUACACAGAUGGAUAUGGUAUAUAUCGUGAAGUGGAAUACGUAGCUGAUGCCCAUGGAUUCCGAGCCAUUGUGAAGACGAAUGAGCCAGGCACAGAAAAUCAAAACCCAGCUGAUGUUGAAAUACAUUCCGAAGCAGCAAAAUACUGAAUAUAUUAAGAAGUGUAUGUAUUUUACUUGAACUAUGAUUGUUAAGUUUUGUUAGAGUUAUAUUUAGAAAAGUAUUUAGAAAUAAUUGUCUAUACAACGCAACAUUUUAGAUGAAUGUUAUAUUGAAUGAACAAGAACUUAUUUUUAGAGUGAACUUUAAAAUGUAUUAUUCCUCAGAAUUCAUUGCCAUACGUUUUAUUGAUAAUAUUAAUUUUCGUAUAAAAUAUUUAAAUAAUACUUCUGUAAUAUAAAUCAAAUUUUUUCCUUAGUUUAAAUUAUGUAUAUAACAAAUUAACUUAUUUAUUUUAAGCAGAUUAAAAUCUAUAUCUGAAGAAAAUUAGAAAUAAUUUUAAUUUUUUUUUUACUUGUAAACUGAUUAAAUAACACAAAGGAAGAAACACUUUCAUAAGAAGAGCAUUAGAAAUGUUCGUUUUUACAGAAGUUUUUCAAUGAUUUUUUGCAUUUGUUUGCAAAUGAUAUUUGUACCGUAUGUCAAAGACAUUAUUUUCAUCUAUUAUUGUAAAUACAAAGUUGAUGUGCUGUAUAUUUAUUUAUAAUUAAAAGAGUAGUAUUUAUAGAUCACUCUAACAAAUCUAUCAAAUAAAGAUAAAACUAAUUUAUAAAUUACUUUUCUAAAUUAAACUUUUAAAAUUGGAAAAGAAUGAAUGAAAAAUCAACAAAAACUAAAUAAAUAAAAAAUUUCUAAGCAAGGAUUACUAAGACAUAGAAAAUUGAUGAUUAACUUCUGCUGCAUUAUUUCACUUUUUUAAUUUUCAUGCGUGCAAUGUGCCAAAAACAAUUGAUAUUAACUAACUUGCCUUCCACGUUAAAACUAGCAAAGCGAAUUAAAAUACAAUUUACCAUAAAACUUUUUAAAUUAUUAUCAUCCCUACUUAACAUCAUUACUACAUUUAAAUGAAAUAAAGUGGCAAUUUUUUCAAAGAAACGAAAAUAAUUUUUUUAUCCAGGUUGUAUUGUUAAAUCUUUUGUUAUUGAAUUUAUAGAAUUAUCAUAAUUCAAGCCAUAUUUACUUUUUUUCUUUGAUUUUUUUCUCUCAUUAUUUAUAUUCAUUGUUGUUUGCAUAAAUGUUUAAAAAAGUUGAAUGAAAGAGAGUUUAUUAAUAACUUGUAUUUACUUUAUUUAUUUUUAUUUAUUACCAUUGAAAUAAACAUUUCUUUAUGUGUGUGU